UUGUUCAUUUAUAAAUCUGACUUCAGAUUUUGAAUGAUAAAAUGAGAUUUUCUUGAUUCACCAGACUCAUUUUAAAACGUUGCUUUGAAAACAAAAACAUGAAAAUGAAACUUAAAUGGGUAGUAAUCAAUAAUUAGCAUUCUCUGUGGAUUACGAAGUUUAAUUAAUUUCAUGUUCAAUUGUGGAACAUAAAUUCAUUGAGUAGGAUAUAAAUAUAUGCGUAUAUUCACGGAGUUAUCAUCUAAAGCUACGCACUACCACAAUGGAGGAAGACGGAAAAGAACACACCUUUAAAAAUAAAUUAGUCCAAGCCUCGCUCAAAAAUGUUCAAAAACAAAGACAACUUGUGAUGGAACUGAAUGAUAUAGAUAAACAAAUGGAAGUGGAGAUGAAAAUAUUAACCAGAGAUAAACUUGACGCUUUAAAGGAAUACUGUCGCUUAGAGGAAGAUAAACGCAAAGUUGAAUACUUAACCGACGACAUGAACGGGGAAUAUCUACAAAGAUACAAUCAGAACAGACGAGGAAAAGAUGAAUUCAUAAAGGAUGAAAAGGAUUAUAAAGAAAAGUUUAACUUUGGAUUCAAUACAAAUAAGAUAUAUGUAAAAUUACCUCCAUUAGAAUUUCCGGAAAUUUUGAAAGAAAAUAAACCACCGGUACCACCGAAAAAGCCCCGUCUUUAUCGAUCGAACUCUUUGAUUAGACAACGAAGUGCGUCUGAAAACAGUGUCCUACAACCUGUUCAGUUCUCUGCUUCUCUGAGAAGAACGAAAACUCCAACACACUACAUGAGUCUACCAGAUAUUAACAAAUUUGACAAAAGUAACAAGAAAAUGCUCCCUAAGAAGAGCAUGCCAGAUAUAGAUGAAAAGUCAGAAAGUGUUCAAUCAAUCAAAAUAUCUGAGACAAACACAGUGCCGCUUCCUCAAUUAGGAGGAAGAUCUCGAACAAUUUAUUAACAUUAUUUGAAAAAGACAAGUGAGGUCACAUACAUGUGUUGUCUGAAAGGAAAAUAUAAAUAAUAACUUGAUAAGGGGUAGAUUCCUGUAUAAAUAUCAAACGUUUCUUUAUUUUCAUUUACAAAACGUAAAAUAUGUGUAUCUCCUGCAUUUUGUGUAAAUCGUAAAAUCAUAUAAG
Molecule: messenger RNA, 1136 nt
Organism: Mytilus trossulus (common blue mussel)
Lineage: Eukaryota; Metazoa; Mollusca; Bivalvia; Mytilida; Mytilidae
Exons: 2
Coding region: 263-958 (231 amino acids)
Source: RefSeq, a predicted model, not a curated record